Messenger RNA from Botrytis byssoidea, 981 nucleotides. RefSeq lists its product as uncharacterized. The transcript has 2 exons. NCBI's taxonomy places the organism in Eukaryota, Fungi, Ascomycota, Leotiomycetes, Helotiales, Sclerotiniaceae. Bases 1 to 981 code for a protein of 326 amino acids. The record is from RefSeq and is a predicted model, not a curated record. Gene Ontology annotation, biological process: secondary metabolic process.
AUGGUUAAGAUUCCAGAAAUCUAUCAAGCAAAUACGAGCUUCGGCAAAAACAAUGACAAUUCUCAAGGUCUCAUAUGUGUAUUUGCCGGAGCAACAAGCAAAAUCGGUGCUUCUACUCUCGAGGCACUAGCAGAGAUGUUGCAAUCCCCCACUUUUUACGUGCUGGGGAGAUCAGCGACGAGAUUCGCUACUCAACGCGAGAAGCUCCUCAGUCUAAACCCUCAAAUGAAGAUCGUGUUUCUCGAAGUCGAAACAUCAUUGAUUGCUGAUAUCGAUGACGCCUGUAAGCAGAUCUUGGAUGUUGAAGAGAGGGUGGACUAUCUGUAUAUGAGCCAAGGGUGCAUUCCCUUGAAUGUACCACAAUACACGAAAGAAGGUCUGGAAAUAACUUUCGCCCUGUCGUUCUAUACACGGAUGCGACUCCUGACUAACCUUCUUCCGUUGCUUCGCUGUUCCCCACAUCCACGUGUUUUGAGCGUUCUUAAUGCGGGGCAAGAGCUGAAAAUGCAAGAUGAAGAUAUCGGUCUUCAAAACCCUGAAAACUUCGGCCCUCGCGUAGCUAUUAACCACACUACCACGAUGAUGACGCUAGGGUUGGAAUAUUUGUCACAGAGUGACGCAAACCGAAAAAUCACUUUUAUACACUCAUUUCCUGGGUUGGUAGCUAGCGAUAACUUUGCUCGACUGGCUGCACCAGACUCUUUUGGUCUGUUAGGGAAGAUGUUGGUGCCGCUCAUUGGCACUUUCUUCAGUGUGAUACAGAAAAUCUUUGGUAUCUCAACAGCAGAUUGUGGUGCCAGGCAGGCAUUCCUAUUGACAAGCGAUAGGUUUGAGAGAGGCAAGACAGGGAGGAUAGAUGACAACAGCGAGGUCAUUACUUCUUCGAACGAUGCAUUAGAAUACUACCGAGAAAAGGGUUGGCGAGAAAAGGUCUUUGCGCACACUUUACAAGUCUUUGAGAAAGCGACAAGUACUGGAUAG